Molecule: messenger RNA, 21929 nt
Organism: Cavia porcellus (domestic guinea pig)
Lineage: Eukaryota; Metazoa; Chordata; Mammalia; Rodentia; Caviidae
Gene: Zfand2a
Product: zinc finger AN1-type containing 2A
Exons: 4
Coding region: 1734-2714 (326 amino acids)
Biological process (GO): protein targeting to ER; proteasome-mediated ubiquitin-dependent protein catabolic process
Cellular component (GO): endoplasmic reticulum; cytoplasm
Molecular function (GO): zinc ion binding
Source: RefSeq, a predicted model, not a curated record
AACUGUAAACCUUUAAUUUUCUAUUUAUUUAUUUUUAUUAUUUUGAAACAAGAUCUCACUAACUUGCCCUGGCUGGGCCUCAACUUACAGUCCUAUUGCCACAGCCUCUGUAGUAGCUAGCAUUAACAGGCAUGUAACACCGCGUCAGUGAACACUCUUAUUCCUAACAACUGAAGGACUAAACAGAGCACUGGUUUUGGCACCUGAGCUGAACUUAGCCUUGAUUCCACUCCGUUCCCCUCCCAGAUCUCCAAGCCACCUCUCACCUGUGCUGCAGCCCUUGCAGACACAGUUUGACUAUCUGUGUUGGUCAGACUGUGGAUGUUUAAAUGGUAACCAGCGCUUCUAUAACAAUCCCUACUGUUUUUCUUUUGAAUUACCCGUCUUUGUACCCUUGUUUAGAAAGUCAGUAGCAAUAGGUCACCAACAGCUACAGCCCAGCCUCUCCUUGGCUACAGUAGAGCUUCUCCGUUGUGUUCUGGCCAGACUCUGCCUCAGGACACGUUUCCCGGGAAACCGGCGGCUUUCCCAUUGGCUCCUGAUGGUUUGGCUCAGCCUCUAUGGGGUAGCUGCUUGCCAUUGGUCGGUUGGAGGAUACCAGGAACAGUUCUCGCCCAAUGGGAUACGCCGGGUGUCUGAAGGAGGGACUCCAGAGAACCUGAAGCUCCUGGCCUGGUUCUGCAGCUAAUCGCGCGCCUAUGCAUGCAUGUAGGUGCUUGUGCCUUGACCAGUACUGGGCACGCGGGUGUAGAGUGGAGGCGGUUGUGGGACCCGCAAAUGUAGGCGGCGCUGCGCGUGCAGUAGGCUGUGGCAGCUCCGCGUGGCUGUGCGAACGCUGUGUGGCGCUUUGGCUACCUCAGGGAGGUAAGGGACAUCGCAAUCAGUUCCAGACCUGUGCAGAAGAGCAGAGAUCUGUGGUGUCUCUCCCUCUACAGAAGCGGAAUGGAACUCAGAGCACUCUUUACCUGCUGAGGGUUUUUGGUGCCUCCUUUGUCCUGUCAGCACGCCCUGCUUUUUCCUUUCAUCUUUCCAUUCAUCUAUUUGUUUGUUCCUUCAAGAAAUUUUUUUGGACUUUUAUAUUUGGAAAUUGUUUUAAUAGCAGUGAAUGAAUAAGAGGCACACUUCUGAUCUAGUGAGUUUCCAUUCUAAAGAAGACAGACCAAUCAGUAAGAUCACACAAAGGUGAUUGGACUCAGGAACUUGGUCACCUCUGUGUGUUUUCAGUGCUUCCUUUCUAUGGUGUUGCCAAGAAUUGGAGAUGGAUGAGGCACCUGAUGUGGGCCAGUGUAACUGCUCCCAGUGGCACAGGAGGCUGGAGGCUGCAGCAGGCCCCCGUGCAGAGGAAACCCAGGUGGUGCUUUAAGGCCUGCUACUGACAGUCAAGACAUGGGGGGCUCUGCCAUGAUCUACCUUGCAGAAGCUUCCACACACGAUUGAGAGGAUCAAGAGAGUCUGGGCCUCUGCCCACAUCCUCCUGGAAAUUGGCUCCACCCAUGUCUGAGUGGUCAUCCCUGGGGUUCUCGGCUCAUAACCACACUGCCCAGAGUUCUCUGUGUAUUUUAGAUAAUUGGGGUUGCCUGAAGCUCUUUUCACCUCUGUGUUGUAGGGGAUCCACAUCCAUGUGAUAAAUGUCAGUAACCUGCUCAUAUCCGUGUUGUGGAAGGCUCUGCAGACAUCACUGAUAUGAAGACAUAGUGGAUCUUAGUAAAAUCUACAUAUAUGGCUCCACGGACAUGAAAUACACAAGAUUCCAGUCAUUUCAUAAGGUACAGAGGAUGUGGGUAACUGACAGUGAGGACAUUGUGGAGGCUUCAUAUAAAUCCCUGUUUCAACAGGGACUGGAUGGGGCUCCACUCUCAUCCACAGUGUACUGGGCACCACAUGGGCCACGGAUGAUCAGCACAAGAGAUGCCAGUACCCUCCUCACAUCCUCAUUGUGCAGGGAUGCACUUGUGCCUGGGUUCAUCCAUCUACGUGGGACCCACUCACAUGUACAUCAUACAGAGUAUGACCAUCUCCCUAGAAUUUGGGACAUGCAGAGAGAUUCUGGUCACAUCCACAUUUUCCCAGGUGUCCUCAUGCACUGGAGGAGGUCAGCUCCCAGGGUUUCUGCCCACAGCCUGGUUCUAAGGGCCCCACACUUGGCUGAGUUGGGCAUUACAGGAGUACACAGCUCUACCAUAUUCAGAAGUGGUGAGGAGGGUGAUGAGUCAUGGGGUGAUGCUGCUCAUGUGGUCAAUUUAGAGAUUUCCUCAGGUGGCUUCAGUGGUAAUAUCCUGAAAACCCCAGGCCACAUCCUCUUUGGGACCCUGGGUUGCGCAAGUGAGAGAAAAGCAGGAGCUCUGGUUCAGCACAUAGAUAAGGUCAGCAGGACCUACAGGCUAUGCUCACAUCAUGAUGCAUUUGCACUAAUUUGUCAGGACACAGGAGGGUGCAGCUCACCUUUGGGUUUGUAUAGGACUAUGCAGCUGCCUGAGAUGGUCAACCUCUAUGUGUUUGUGGGGGUGGGGGGAAGGGUGUAUGUGUGUGCAUCUGGGGGUAUCUUGGGUGUGCUGCACAUACCUUGCAGACAGUUCUAUGCAUGCAUGGGGGAUUCAGGAAAUUGCCGACUCUAUUUACAUCAUUAUUGUAGAGGCCUCCUCAUGUGUGUGAUCAUCACCACAGGCAUGUGGCUCUGCUCACCACCACACAUCAGAGGGUGUCUACAAUUCUGAGAUGGUAAUAAAAAGGUAGCAUUACUGUCCUGUCAAUGGGGGACAGUACUCCAUAUAUGACAGAGAUGGACUCACCUUAGUUAUGCUAUCCUGUUGUGGAGGGUCCACACAUGCCCUGAUUGGCAGGACAUGGAGAGCUGCUCUUCCAAUCCAUGUUGCUGAGGUGCUCACAAAUGCCCCAGCUUGUCUGGUCAUUUGGGGGUAGUGGCCCUGCUCACAUGGGCAUUAUACAGACUCCUCAUGUUCUUUGAAGUUCAGUCAUAUUGUAAGAGGAUGGCACUGUGCACUUUCACCUAGUAAUUGCUUGACAAGAGCCUGACAUGCACAUUUGAGCUGCUCUGGCCCAAUAGACAUGGACUGUGGCUCAACAGGAGGUGUGUUAUAGUUCAGACACAGGAAGUGGCUGUUCCUAAAAUCUCUUGAGAGAUCACAAACAUUUCAGGUUGUCAGGAUGUGAUGGAGCAUUUCUCUUACCACAUGACGGAGGUGUCUGGAGCUGAGAGAUUGAAGACAUGAGAUCUGUUCUUGUACUGGCCUUGGAGAUGGCUCACAAUCACCACAGAUGUUUCCACAGGGGAAGUGUGUUCACAUCCCCUCGUCUAAGGCUUUAUAUACGUGGAGCAGUGAUAACCACCUAGCCAGUCUGAGCCACAAAUUGAGGUUGUCUGGACAUAGGGCACUGACCACAGAGUGUGUUGUAAUGUCUCAACAUGAGCCUGAAAUAGUCAUUGUGAGUGUGAGCACAAAGUGCUCAUUCCUAGGUAGAGUGUUGCACAUAGGCCUGAGGCAUUGAUGAAAUGGACUUCUGUGUCCGUGUUGCAUGUUGAAAAGUGACCUGGAUGUACGAGAUGAGCACACUCUGACGCAGCUCCACUGACCUCGAAGGGUAGAUGGUUUGCACCCACCUGAGAGGGUCAGACAGUAAAUGGUGGGCUUCUCACCUCCACCCUAUAGAGGGCCCCAUGCAUGUUGCAGAUAUCUGGGGCAUGUUGGGCUCUACCUGCCUUCUCUUUGUAGUGGAACCCCAUUUCCCUGAGAUUGUCAUUGUAUGGAAGUAUGUUUUCCACAUUCACACUAUCCAGGGCUCCACUGGUACGUGUGGUCAUUAGGACACUGGGGAGUUUCACAGUCACAUCCUUCAGGGUGCCCACAUGUCUGAAUUGUUUAGGGCCGUGAGAGGCUCUUCUCACAUUCACUGUACGGCCUGAGUGCACAUCCAUGGUGUUUAAGACAAGGGCGGUGCUCUGGUCACAUUCACAUUGUGCAUGCUCCACAUAUGCUGCAGGGAGUCAGCACAUUGUGGUUGCUGGGAGUUUGGGACCCUCUGAUUACAGUUAAGUUGUAUAGGGCUGCAUGUAUGGCCUUGGUGGUCAGGACAUGGACAUGGGGAGCUCUGUUGAGCGUCACACGGUACAAUAUUCAACACAAGCCUGAGGACAUGGGGUUGUGUACCUAUUAAUGUAUUUUAUGGUGACCCAUGCUCUAGCGAGGAGGAGGAGGGGAUGGCUGGGUAUCCAUGUGCUCUUUUCAGAGGCCCACACACAAGUGAUGUGACGGGGACCAAGGACUUUGACUCACAAUCUCAGUAUACAGGGCUGAACACAUGCAGAACGUGGAUGGAAUGUGGGAUGCUCUGCUGUCUCCACACAGCUGAGGAAUCCGCUUACCUGGUUGUGUCCAAAAAGUGAAGCAGUGCUCACAUUUGUUUCCUAGAGUGAAUUCUCUGCCACUAGUUGAGAGGCUGAAGACAUAGCAAGCUUGGGUCACCCCCUCUUUGUGACUGAAGUGUCCAAAUCCCUGAGAGAUCACAAACAUUUCAGGUUGUCAGGAUGUGAUGGAGCAUUUCUCUUACCACAUGACGGAGGUGUCCCUGAGACAGUCAGUGGACAAUUGGUCUGCUCACAUCCACCUUGUCCAGAGUUUUCCAGUUGCCUGUGGAUAUGAGACCACGAAAGGUUCUGCUCACAUUUCUGCUGGUUAUGACUUUCAAACAGGCCUACGGUUGUCAAGAUACGGUGUGGUUCUGCUCACAGUCCAGAUGCAAAGGUUUACCCCCAGAACUGAGGACAUGGGGUAGCUUUGUUUACACUGACGUGGAAGAGGGCUGCAGACUCUUGAGAGCUGAUUACCUUGUGUUGAGCUUUGCUGGUCAAACCUAUGUAGAGAUUUUCCACAGGUCUAUAUUGGUCCUGAAAUGGUGUGCCACUUGUUGAUUCCUCUUUGUAUAGUGUUCCAUGCAGGAUGACGACAUACAUGUCAUGUGCGGGCUCUUUUGUAGUUCACCUUGUAAAUAGCACACAAAACAUUGCUGCUCGGGAGAUGGUACAUCUGUAAGCACUUCCACAUUCUGCAGGGCUCCAGCAGUGCCUAAGGUUGUCAAGACACAGUGGAGUGUCCCUGCUCACGACUGUGGUGACCAGUGCUACACACAGGGCAGGGAUGGGAGAGGAGUGUGUGUGUUCACAACCUUUUCAUGGACUCCACCCCCUGGCAGGUGGGUGGAUUGAUGUUGACACUGCAUAAGUCAUGAGACACGUCUUGGUUGUUGGGCCAUGCUGGGUGUUGAGGUCAAGUCCAUAGUGUACAGGUUUUCUACACUUCUGUUGCUCAGGGUGAUGCAAGCAUCCCUUUCACUAAAGAGGGCCCCAUCUACAGCCAGUUUUUGAAAUCUCUUCAGGGGCAACCACCUUGGACAGGCAUCAUAAUAGCAUUAGAAAUAGGUAUACUAUAUCGAGACUGGUAUUUAUGUCCUUGUUCUUCAGGAAUCUGCUUAUGUCUGCGAUGUUCUGUGUCUGUGGGUAUCACAUCAAAGCACAUUGGGUAGGAUUCCACAGGCCUGAGAUUGUGAAGAUGGGGUGGGAACCUGCCAUGUGGAUGUUAUGGAGGCCUAGGCUUCACUCUCAUCCAUAGUGUGCUGGCUACCACACAGGCACAGAUGGUCAUUGCAAGGGGCGACAGGGUGUUCCUUAAAUGCUAGUCAUAUGGCUAUAUAUGUACCCAAGAGUUUCCAUUUCUUGUAUACCCCACUUACUUGUACAUAUUAUAUUACAGAACACCAGUGCCACCCCAGAUAGUUGGGAAAUACAGGGAGAUUCUGGUCACAUCUCCAUUUUUCCAGGUGUCAUCAUAUACCUAAGGAGCUCAAGUCCUGGGUUUCUGCUCACAACCUGCUUCUGUGGGUUCCCACACUUGUGUGCAUUGUGCAGAGCAUGGAGUGUCCUGCUCACAUGCAUAUUCUAGAGGAGGUGAGGAGACACCUUAGUGCUACUUACCACAGGUGGACCAGUGGCUUCACCAGUGCCUGAGGUCAUUGGAACCCUGGGGAGGCUAUGCUCACAGUCACAUCAUGCAGCGCCACAUAUGUACCUGAGUUGUUCAGGACAGCAAGAGGUUCUGCUCACAUUCAUUUUUGGAGCUGAGUGCACAUUUGUGGUGCCUAAGAUAAGGACAGGGUUUUGGUCAUAUUCACAUUGUGCAGGGCUCCAAAUACUCCUGAGGGAGACAGGACAUUGUGCUUUUGGGAGGCUUUGGAGGGUGGUUCUGCUUACAGUCAAGUUGCAGAGGGUUCCUUGUAUGACUUUGGUGAUCAGGACAUGGACAUGGGGAGCUCUGUUUACGUCCACACAGUACAAGUUUCAAUACAGGCCCGAGGUCACCAGGAAAUGGGGUGGGUUCCUGUUCAUAUAUACUUUAUUUAGUGACCCAGGCUCCAUACAGGAGGAGGACAGAGGGGAUGACUGUGCUUCCGUGUUCUCUUUACACAAGUGAUGUGGUGUGGAUCUGGGUCCUUGACUCACAGUUUCCAUAUCCAGGGCUGCACACAUGCAGAACAUGGAUGUGACAUAUGGUUCUCUGUUGUCCCCCACCCAGCUGAGGAUUCCACUUCGAUUGUGCACAAAAAGUGAGGCAGUGAUCACAUUUGUAGCUUCCAGCGAGUUCUCUGCCAUCAGUUGUGAGGCUGCAGAAAUAGGAAACAUGGGCCACCCCCUUCUUGUGACAGAGGGCUCCAAGCACAUGAGUUAGUCAACAGAUAAGUGGGCUGCUUACAUUCAGUUGUACCUGUGUGGUAGAGAUUUCUGCAGAGGUCUGCACUGCUCUAGAAAUUGAGCACUUCUUGUCAUGUUCUCUUCCUACAGGGUUGUAUGCAGGCUUGUGAUACAUGUAAUAUGUGUGCUCUGUUCUUGUUGACUUUGCAAAGGGCAGGAGAUGCAAGGUCUCUAUGCAUGUCCACAUUACCAGGGCUCCAGCCGUGUCUGAAGCCAUAAAGACCUGGUGCACAUCUUGAAGACCUGCUUAGAUCUGUGGUGUGUGGGACUACAUAUUGGUGGAGAGAGAAGAGGAGCAUGCAUGCUUGGAAUUCUGUUGUGAACUCCAUGCCAAGGGGCAUGUGACCUGAUUGAUGGUGAUAUUGCACAAGUCAUCAGAGAAGUUUGAGCAAUUGGGACAUGGUGGGUUUUGAGGUCAAGUUCACAAUGUACAAGGUUUUUCAUAUGCCUGAGGCAGGAUUACAAGUUAGGGGGAUGCAGGCAGCCCUGCUCUGAUUUACAAUAGAGAUGGCCCUGUUUAUAGCCAGUUAGUGAGGUCAAGCUAGGAGUUCUCAGGGACCAACCAUUUUGAACAGGGAUCACAAUUGCAGUAGAGGGAGGUGUACUACAGGGGAACUGGUGUUUAUGUCCUUAUUCUGUAGAACUCUGUUCAGGCCUGCGAUAUUCUGUAUCUGAGGGUAUCACCCCAGAUGAACAUUGGGCAGGAUUUCACAUUGGGCCUGAGGUAGUACAGAUGGGAUGGGGAUGUAGCCACACUGACAGUACGGUGGGCUCAUAUAAAGAAAUCCCUGGUCUGAUAGGGAUGAGCUCGAGCUUCACCUUCACCCACAGUGUACUGGGCACAACACAGGCCACAGAUGGUCAGCACAAAGGGGGCCAGGGAAAUGUUAACAUCUUUUUCGUGGAAAAUAGCACAUGUGCCUGAGUUCAGUGCAGUAACUUUCAUGGCUGUGGUAUUUCAAAGGUUCAAUUGAGUGUUAAAAUAAAAUAAAAAUAGUAGUCUGAAAAGGCAGAUUGAAAGAAUGGAUGCUCAAAGAAUUUCUGAAAACAUAUUAUCAGGAAAAGCACUGGAAAUGGGAUCAACUCCUGUGUAUUGCUCUCUCCAUGUCGAGUAUCACUACUGAAUAUCUGAGUAUUUCCCUUAUAAAAUCUUGUUUGGCUGGCAUUCCCCACAAAUAAGGCAAUGUAUUGGUCAUCUUUGCAAAGUAGACAAAUUAACUCUAAGAUACAAAUCCAACUUUUUGUUUUGUUUUUUGGUACUGGGGAUUGAACUCAUGACCUUGCACUUGCCAGACAGGGACUUAUGCUGUUGAGCUAAAUCCUGGGCCCACAAAUCUAAUCUUUGAGAAUAGCCAUGCAAGGUAUCCAUAGCUGGGUUCAAGAAAAAGUCCCCAUCAGUCUAAUAUACCUAAUUCAUCCUUUUAAGCCCAGAGUCUCUAGAUGAGUCAAAAGACAGGAUUCUACCACCUGGUGCCCAUAUGGGAUGGGCCUUACACUAUAGUCUUUUCUUCCUCACUACUUUUAGAGUUGGCAUGACCUACCGUAGCCAGCUAACUCCAACUGUUCAAGACAAAGAGACGAGGUGACUGGAUCCAGACCAACCACACUCUCUGAUUGUGUGGGAGAUGCAGCUUUCACCAACGAUGACAGCCCUGCCCUGGUCAUUCCAGAGGCUGACCAGUUGACAUAGGGCAGAAGUUUGAGGACAAAAGAGUUACAACCACAAAGAUCCCUUUUCAUUUUUGUUGUAGUUUUGUCUCUGCCCAAUAGGGAGUCAAUCCUCCAUAACAAAGUAAAUUAUUCUUAUAGUGAUGCCAUCAGAAACAGUUUUAUAGAAACCAUCAAUGAAGGAAAUAAAACAGUAUUUUUUGUUCCUGUAAGUGAAAUUUUAUAACUUUCUUUUCUCAUAGCAUCCUGUUAUCUCUGAGCAUGGUGACUAAGGCACAAAGCUGUGACACUUGACAAACUGCCUUUGUUCUUCUGCCUGCCCAUCAGUUCCAUACUCAUGACCACAAAUCCCUUGACUAAAUGUGUAAAAACUUGACCCUGUUCUCUGUCCUUUGUUCAGCCAUUUUGGAUUGACCAGUGGAGCCAGUGUGUGCCUGAAAAUAAGACCCCUUGUUUUUGCUCAUUAGUUUCUCUUAUCUCUUAAGUCCCACAAGAGGAUGUUUAUAAUAGACUCGCUGUCACGUUUUUAAAAUUAUUAUGAGUCUUCUCUCUUCAUAUGGAUUUGAACUUGAAACUGGUGUGUCCACAUUUAUGUGGCUCUUGGGAGGUACAUCAGGAUAUGUAGUCUCACUGAUCAGAUACUUGUUUUAGAGACCUGUACAGUGUUGAGAUGGUAAAGUCAAGACUGAGCUCACCUCCUUCAUGUCUCCACAAGUAGCUGAAAAGAUCAGGGUCAUGGUCGGGGGAGUUUCUCUACAAGUAGGUAAAAACUUCGUGUCUUUAGUGGGGCUUCAUACAUCUGAGUGGAUAAGGGUGCAGGAGAAUUGCUCACCAUCUCAUUGUCCAGGGCUCUAGUGCCCGAGGGAGGCAGAACUUUGUACAAGGGUCUGUUCCUGCCUGAUAUCUUAGAACAUGGGAGAUUCUAGUCACUAUCUGCUUUUACAGAGCUCCGCAAACAGCUGAUGUGCUCAGAGCCUUGUUGUUCUACUAUAGUGUGAGGUCUUAGAGUACACCUAGUGAUAGAAUUGCAUUAUAAAAAAAUAUAAAAUAUUUCUUCAGAAAGCAUUUUUAGGCAGUUAUAACAACAGCAUACCAGCUGUUUACUUAGAAUCUGGAGGCUCCUUUCUGAAAUGUGCUAAAGCAUUUUCUCAUGCCCAUCUCUGCUUCUUGAAUGUGAACACAUGCUUGCUCUGCCAUUGAGCUAGAAACCCAGACAUAUUUUCUUUUUAUUUAUCUAUUUUUUUAGUCAUUCUGUGUUGAACACUCUGGGAUCAACCUUACAAUCACUGCCUCAAGACCCUCACUAUCUGAAAUUCCAAUGUAUGAUAUCAUGUCUAGAGUGGAGGUAGGAUUUUGGAUAGUUUUGCUAUGAUAAGUCCUAGAAAAAAAAACUAGAAUAUGUGUUAAGAAUAGGUCAUACCUGUAUCAGGGCUCCUCUUUUUGGUUUCUGAUAACACUACAUAGAGCACAUGAGUCAUUAGGAGGCUUACUGUGCCCACAGCGAGAUGGUGGAUACAUUAUAAAUGCAUUGUGUGACCAGAUCUUGGGGCAACCAUGGUGCUAAUUGUGGAUUCAAUUAUAUAGUGCUAGGCUGUUAAACCGACAGCUCUAAAGGCCUGUGUUGCCUGGGCUUUGGUUUUGAUCUUUGUUCUGCAGAACUCAUGUCUGCUUUCCACACUGCAGUAUCACAUACCUUGGUCGAACUGAGGUCAUUGAGCCCUGGACAUCUUGUGUGAAGCAGUGGCUCCCAAGCUUGUUCAUCGCUGGUGUUGUGCGCCAUGCUGAAGUAAGGAAGAGCUUUGCUUCUGGCCACAUGUGAUGCACCAUCUAGUGGAAUGCAGGGUAAGGAACAGUUGCAUUGGAGGUUUGAGGGAAAAUUUACAGGAAAAAUACUAUGGUUUAUUUUUUCCAUUUUGCUUUUUUGUUGUGUUAGUUUGUUUUUUGGAUACCUUGGAAUGAAACUUAGGUGCUAGCCAUUGAGCUAUAUCCCUGGCCCUAGGACAAACAGUAGGUGAAGUUAACUCCUUCUCUUUAUGUUUUUAAUGAGUAAGAAAAUCAGCUUUAUUUGUCCUGAGGGUCAGACAUGCUUGAGAGAUGUUCUGGAAGAUUUUGCAAGAGUCACACUUGAGAAGCAGUGGUUGAAACCUUACACAAACACCCUUCGGUGUGAUGCGGUAUAGGUCAGUGGCAGAGCAUGUGCUCACAUUCCCAAAGUCCUGUAUUCUGUCCUCAGUAACCACAAUCAAACCAAAACACAGCACAACACCUCUCAGAAGAAUGAAAGAAUUAUUUUAUUUAUUCAAGUUUACUUAUUUAGACUGUAAAUCUGGAGCAAUGUCUCUUUUGGUUUUUAUUUUAUAAUUCUCAGAGGUGUGAAGAAAUAUGUUGAAAGAGAAGGGUAGUUAAUUGUGUUUAAAGUUUGUUUGCUGUUGCAUGCCUAUAAGCCCAGUCCUCUGGGGUGGGGGGCUGGCAAAGGAAGAUCAAAGCUUGGAGUCCACCCUGCUUGAUCUAGUGAUUUAGGGACAUCCUGUCUCUAAAUAAAAUUACACAACCUAGGUUGGAUGAUAUUCAUUUACAAGGCCCCGGUUAUUUCAAUAUCAUUUUAAAAAAGAUCCACUUGCUUUUAGAAGUGUAACGGGUAUUUAGGUCAGCAGAAUAUGUGCCUCCCUGGCAUGCGUCAGCUCAUAAGUUCUAUCCCCAGAACCAGAAAAAAGAAAAGAAAACAAAUAGACGUGUAACCUCAUUAUAGUAAUGAUAAGUAGGAUGGUGUCUUGCAAAAAAUUAUUCAUUAUGUAGCCAAAAGAAUGAUUUUCUGAUAAUUAAUAUGACUACAGAAUUUGAAUGUUAUAAAUGUCUUAUACAGCCCAUGAGUCUAUGUCUUCAUCUAUUAAUGUAGGUAACAGUUUCUAUUUGGCAAAUCUCAAGUAAGUAUGCAGGAAUCACGUGGUGCAAUUGUAGAAAUUGGGAGAAAUGUUGAUAGUCACUAACAUUUCCCCUCUGUUGAAUCCAAAGCAAAAUGAAGCUUACAAUGAUCUUAUCCACAUUGUACAACCUCCAUUCUGUCUGCUGUAGGACGUGGCAAAGUGAUCAGAGAGAGCAGGUAGAAAUGAGGGGAGUGCUGUGGGCUGUUGGAGUGACUGGGUGAGAGGUCAGCAGCCCAGAGGAGGUGGUGGCUGGACAGGGAAAAGGAUCCCUCCUGUGUUAACUAGUGGGUGUGAAGAGAGAUAGAACAUUUCUUGACAGAGCCCAGCUUCUCACAGUGCUACUUCCUGGGGUGCCAAGAUUGAGGAGGUUGUUAGGUGACAGUGUGGAGAAGCCAGGGAGCUGAGUGGAUGUGCAGAUUGGCAGUUUCUGGAGAGUUGAGGUUCAGGGGGAACACAGGUGUCAUUGUCAUUCACUGAACGUUGUGGUAAUGUGAUCUACUGUAACAAAGUGGUGUUAGAAGAUGGACAGACACAUGGACAAAGAGGAGGAAAUAGUAGUAUUCCACGUGCAAUGGAGAUCCAGAGAAUGUUAACAUUGGGGAAAAAGAAAAAUGAGAAGUUAGUAUGUAGGACAUCAGUAACAGUGUCCAACAAAAGAGAGAGUGAGCCAUUCUUUGUUAAGAGAGUAAAAUAUGUGUAUUUGAAAACUGAUCACAAAAUGUGACAUGAGAACAGGAUAUGAAGCUAAUGCAGUGCUCAGUGGUCUCAGAAGUGGGUAAUGGCAGAGAAGACCCCAUUUCUGGUUCCAUAAGGCCCUUAGGAAUAAACUUAAAGCAUCUGCAAGACCUGUAUUGGAAAAACAUCCAGACUCACAAAGGACCCCAAAGUAGAUAAAAAUCAAGAAAAGACAUUCCAUCCAUUUGGAACACUCAACAUUAUGAACUUGUCUCUUUCCCCUUCAUUAAUUUAUGGAUUUUCUGUGUGGCCAUGCACGGUGCCAGGAAGUUGUUGAGGUGCAGCACGUCUUUAUAUUCUGGGUACCAGAAUCUUCUCAGAUAAACUAUUUUCAAAUGUUUUUCCUGUUCAGAGAGCUGUUUUUUCAUGACCUUGAUAUUGAAGUUUGAUGUACAAAGGUUACAAGAAAUUGUUUUUGUAGUUCUGAUGAUUGAUUCCAUGCUUGGCAACACUCUAACAAUGAACUAAAUCUCCAGCUCAAAUAGUUUUUUCAAUUUUGGUGAAGUUCUUGUUUUGUUAUAUGUACUCUAAGAAACCUUUUCCAAAGCCAGGGUUGUGAAUAUUUACCAUUAUAUCUUUUAUUAACAGUUUCACAGUUUUAGGUCCUUCAUGGGGAUAUUUCUUGUACGUUGAGUUAAUUUUUGUAUGUGGUAUGAGACGGAUUGCAAUUCCUUCUAUCACAUGUGGCUGUCUUGUCACAGCAACUUUCCCUUGUGUUUUUCUCCCCCUUGUCCUUUUGACUGGUCCUUGGGAAGUAUGAUAGAAAAAGUCAAUAUACUUUUCUAUGUAGAAAUGAGACUAGAAAUCUAUAUUUUUGUCUGUAACAUUUCCAUAAAACUCUGCAUGUAGAUACCGUAAUCACUUAAGAAAUAUCUAUAUUGCAAUUUUUAUCAAAUUUCAAUGGCCCUUGUCUAUCUCAUCUCCUUAAGACAUUUGAGACUCCAAGCGUAGAGAAAAAUAAUUUUCAGCAUUUAAAGGUAGUAAACUCCAUUAAGACUCUCAGUUUUGCAGCUAAAUGGUCUUGUAAGAUGUCCCAACAGAAAGCCCAGAUUUCUCAAAAAAAGAUGACAUAUCUGAUAUAUGUUUUAACUAAAAGACAAAGACAGUUGUUCUCAAGGAACAGAGAGACAGUUUGUUGUCUGGCUCCCCCAGAGUCUAAACUGCAAAUGAUGGCUUUUUUGGUCAUGGCAGGCUUCUACUGCAUAUAAAUACGCUGUUUCGAAUUAUACCUAAACCACUACAUGAGGCAACUUGAAGGCAGAAACAGAACCAUUAAAAUGGACAUCAGCUAUUCAAAACUCUUUCAAGGCCUUAAGAGUCCUUGGUGUAGAUCCCUGCAUUAGAAAUCCCAGCCUAACUAAGGCUUUUUCUGUCUUUGUGGCUGAGAGACAAGGAGUACCCACAGGAGUGCUAACUCAACAUCGGGGUCAAAACACAAACAAACAAAAACCCCAGCUUCCUUUCUGGGUCUCUGGACAGAGUAGCACAGCACUGGCUAGCUGCCUGUCAGCACUAGACGCUCCGACACUCUUAGUCCACAAAGAGUCUAAGGUAACCGCAGGACCAAAGUUCUUUGUUUUUCUUCCUCGCCAAGGUAAGUCUCUGUUAGAACUCGAGGCACAUUUAUGGAUAACUGGAUAAGACUCAGUAAAUAUUGGGGUAUUGUUAUGAAAAAUCCAGAUCUUUCUCUUCAGUCUUACACUGUCUUAAACUGAUUUUUUACCUUAACCCUCAUGUGAAAGCCAGCUUAGUAAAGUUGCUCAAAACAUUGCCUUCCUUCAAAACUCACUGACAUUGGUAGCCAAAUACCAUUGUGGGGAACGAGAUCUCCUAGCACCUAACUCAAAGGGGCUAUGUAUGUCCCUAAAAUUAAAGUACUUGCUUUCUCAAUAGAUCUGUAAUUAUUAAAAACAAGGAAUGACCCACAAACUGGUUGACCACGCUGUCAAAAUCUAUAUAAAAAAACCUAUAUGUCAUAGAUAUCCUGGAAAAUAUCUAGAGCACUUCAGAUACAGGAAGGAUAGGGCCUCAUGUGGAUUGCGUGACUGAUGGCAAGUCUAUCACCAGUUGAUUAGGAGCCUCUAACCACAGUCAUUAUUCACGUGCUAUGUGUUCAGUUAGAUCAGAGGCUGUGUGACAUCUGACAUGUCACUACAGAUCAAGAAAGAGAAUUCAAAGCCAUGUAUAUUCACAAGGGAGGGGAAUCGAGGGGGAUAAGUCACAUUUAUUGCCUUGUUUACUGUUGAUUCCUAUUGGCUGUUAUAUUCUAUAAGUGAGAAAUGUCCAUAUGGGCAAUGUCUAAAGGAACAUCAUCUGAUUUCACAUCCAGUGACCCGCCAUGUCGAUGACAUCAUGCUACUCAAACCUGGUUGAGAGGAGAUGGAAAACACUUUGUGUGCCCUGGCAGGACACACAUGUGUCAGGGACAAGGAUGUGAACCCCUGAGCUUCAGUGCUCAGUCACAUGAAUGAAACCUUAUAUACCCAGUGGAAUGAACAGGACAGAAUAUCUCCAUUGUAUCCUCAGAUCCCAAGAAGGCAGCUUCUCCCCUGCAGGCAUGGGGCUGCUCAUGUGGCCCCCGGUUAUGCCUACCUCCUGCUGACCCCUUUCCUGGAUGAGCUGAUCUUCUGAAUAGGACACGGAGGAGUAAUGGGAAGUCAUUUUUGGGUGAGGUCAAAAAGGCUGUACAUGUGUAUUGCAUGUGCCUUCUCCUGCUCACUUAAAGGGACACCAUGUGAUAUGUUUUAAACUGCUCUAUGGAGAGGUCCUUGAUAACCUAGCAGUCCAGACUUCGGAGGCCCCAGUGCACUGCCCUCAGGAAUGAAUCCUGCUACCUGAGUGAGUGAGCUUGGGAGUAGACGGCAGAGGACCCACCUUCAGAUUAAACCAUAACACUGGCAGACAUUCUGCCUAUGUCUUGGCCUGUGACAGACCUGGUGGCAAACGUACAGAGCCAAGCUUCAUGGACAGCCUUGAUGUAAAAGAUGGGUUCUGAGGGCAGUGCCCAGCAAGAGAAGGCUCUGUAGCACACUGGAUCUAUAAUGCAGGCUGCCCUACAGUUGGAAGACCCAAUGUGCCUUGCGUAUGAAACAUCAAGAGGCCCAGGUUGAGGAAUGAAGCCAGGCCUCCAGCUGUGCAGGGUGACAGCCCAUGCAAGGAAGGCCAUGAGCUACUGGCCCUGCACUGGCUGAGAGCCUGACCAUUGGGCCUUAUAUUGAUAAGUGAUUGAAGCUGCCCCUCUAGUCACAUGAAAUCACACUGUUUCCAGUAAGCGUUGGGUGAGUUACCAAUGCUUUGGGCAAGAAAACCAUAUGGUAUUUUUCCGGAUUUUUGACAGUGUUCUUAUUCCAGGAAUGGUGGCACAUCUUUGUUGUCUCAGCCCUCAAUAGGAUAAUGUAGGAGGAUCUCAAGUUAAAGGCCAGCCAGGAAAAUACAGCAAGACUUUUCUCAAAAGAAAAUGAAAACCAACAAAAAAAGUUGUCUUUUUUGGUACACAAUUCAUUUCUAUGGGAUGCUGGAUGUAAUUCAUCAGCAAUUAUAAUUUGAAGCAAGCCAUAUCACAUUCUAGAAUCUGCCUUUUUUUUUUGUCAUGCCUAAGUAGCAGUAUUAGUAAUACAUCUUUGCUCACUGAAAUGGAGUUUCAGAUAUUCAGGUGAAUUUCAUUAUGUGCCCAAAGAGGGUAGUAUACUACUGCUUCUAAUUACCCCUAGUCUACAGCUACGCUGUCCCUCUCAAAAAUGGGACAUUUGGGAAGCCAAGCCAGCAUCUCCCCUCCCUGUAAGCGGAGGUAGGGUGGCAGCCUGCAGCCCUUCCAGGGGGAGAACUAGCAGUGUCUCCUGAGAUCCACGCCAUGUUGGAGAUUAGGACUCUGGGAAGCCAAGCCAGCAUCUCCCCUCCCUGUAAGCGGAGGCAGGGUGGCAGCCUGCAGCCCUUCCAGGGGGAGAACUAGCAGUGUCUCCUGAGAUCCAAGCCAUGCUGGAGCUUAGGACUCUGGGAAGCCAAGCCAGCAUCUCCCCUCCCUGUAAGCGGAGGCAGGGUGGCAGCCUGCAGCCCUUCCAGGGGGAGAACUAGCAGUGUCUCCUGAGAUCCAAGCCAUGCUGGAGCUUAGGACUCUGGGAAGCCAAGCCAGCAUCUCCCCUCCCUGGUAAGCGGCGGUAUUUUAGCCCACUGCAGCCCUUCCAGGGGGAGAAAUAGUGUCUCCUGAGAUCCAAGCCAUGCUGGAGCUUAGGACUCUGGGAAUCCAAGCCAGCACCUCCCCUCCCUGGUAAGCAGCGGUAGUUUAGCCCACUGCAGCCCCUCCAGGGGGAGAACUAGCAGUGUCUCCUGAGAUCCACGCCAUGCUGGAGCUUAGGACUCUGGGAAGCCAAGCCAGCAUCUCCCCUCCCUGUAAGCGGAGGCAGGGUGGCAGCCUGCAGCCCCUCCAGGGGGAGAACUAGCAGUGUCUCCUGAGAUCCACGCCAUGCUGGAACUUAGGACUCUGGGAAUCCAAGCCAGCACCUCCCCUCCCUGGUAAGCAGCGGUAGUUUAGCCCACUGCAGCCCCUCCAGGGGGAGAACUAGCAGUGUCUCCUGAGAUCCACGCCAUGCUGGAGCUUAGGACUCUGGGAAGCCAAGCCAGCAUCUCCCCUCCCUGUAAGGGGAGGCAGGGUGGCAGCCUGCAGCCCUUCCAGGGGGAGAACUAGCAGUGUCUCCUGAGAUCCACGCCAUGUUGGAGCUUAGGACUCUGGGAAUCCAAGCCAGCACCUCCCCUCCCUGGUAAGCGGCGGUAGUUUAGCCCACUGCAGCCCCUCCAGGGGGAGAACUAGCAGUGUCUAUUCUCUCUCCCCCCCAAAAAGUAAUAAGAAUUAAGGAGUAAUAAAAUCCAAAAUGUGUAAAAAAGAGAGGGGGAAAAAAAAGAGCUCUAAUGGAUAUAACAGCAAGUGUGUUUAGGGGUGUUAAAUAGCUGACUAUAUUAAUGUUUUUGGAUCAUUGAACACAGCUGUUUGCAGUCUCUCUGUUUGAAUGUCCACUUUGUAUUCUUUGAUACUGUGAUUUGAGCAACUAUUUCCAAGAUGAUAAUAUGUAAUCUAUUAACAGGUGAUUUCUUACUGUUAUGUUUUUUUUUUGUAGUUCUGUAUUAUGUGUACCCUUGCACUGCUUUGUUUUGUUUUGUGUUUUUCUCUUUUUCCUCUUAAAUAAAAUUUUUAAAAAAUGGGACAUUAAUUGCAAGUCUGUGGAACCUCAGACCUGUCAGAAUCCCUGUCUGGGAUUUUGGCUUCUCAGCUGCCUCUUCCAGAAUCCACUGAUGCCUGAGUGAAAAUGGCCCUAAAUGUUAUUCCUGUUUCCUUUUUGGCCUAAUUGCACGCCCUAGGAUAUUUUACUACUAUAAUACCACUUGUAUACCGUUACCAGAUUUUAUAUUUUACUUUUUUCUGUCUUUCUUUUAUCUUGUAUCCCAUUGGAGAACGAGCCCGAGCCCAGAAUUGUGUCUAAGGCUCUGGUCAUGACAGAAUGUUUCUCCAGUGUUGGCAUAUGUUGUCAGACCCUUCAUCCUGGAGGCAGGAUGCCUCUCUUGUGGUCCCUCAUCGUGCACAGUUUUUAUUGAUCGCGCACUGUAGGUGAGCAGACCUUGUGAACAGGACACAGCAGAAACGGUGGGAAGUCAUUUGUGAGAGGAGAUUCAAAAGAGUCUAUAGUUGGGCCUUGCGUAUGUCGCUUCCAGAUCACUACCUCGGACUCCAUCUGCUGUAUCCUAUGCCACCCAAUAGAGAAGCCCUUGGUAACCAGGCAGUUGAAACUGAAGCCUUAAGUCAAUGCCCAAAGAGGAAUAAAUUCUCCUCAUACCCACGUGACUCAGUUUGUGUGAGUGAACAUAGAUAAGGCUCCUGAUGUAUCCAUAGGAGUCUGCCUAUGCCUUGGCAUGUGGCAGAUACAUAGGCAGAGGCAUACAGCUAAACCUGACAGACGGGUAGGGAGAAAAUUAACGUUCUUGAUUGCCAAUGACUUGGUGUCAUUGUGAUGCAGAAAUAGAACAAACUACAAUCUUUUACCAAUGUGGAGGAGCAUUGCUUAAUUAGUGUCUUUGGAUAUCAAGAUCACCCAUGUCAUCUUAUAUAUGACCUCCACCAAUGUAUUGAGUAGUUUGGAUUCCUGAUUGGUUGAGUGUUUGCAGUACUGGGGAUUGAAGCCACCCAGGCGUUGACAUGCACCUCAAGCUACAGUUCUUGUGAAGUUUCCCACACUGGCCUUGAAAUUGCUGUCUCCUGCCUCACCUCAGGUUUUAUAGUUAUGCACCAUCACAUCUAGCUGAUUCUGAGUUCUGAGUUAGGUGCAUGGAAGAGCAAGCUCUGCAGCAGGUCGUAUGUGUCGUACUGACUGCCCUACACUUGGAAGAUCCAACAUGCUAGAGAGGUACUUGGUGAACACCAGCCCCAGGUUGUGGAGUGAAACAAUCCUGCCAUUCAGGAUCUCAUGCUAUGCAAGGAGAGCCAUAUGGCACUGGCCCUGCAGAGACUGAGACCCUGAGAAUAGGGCCUCACAUUGGCAAGUGAUGGAAGGAAGCUACCCUUGAUUACCCGUGAAAGCAGAGUGUUUCAGGAUGGGUAGAUAAGUUACCGCUAGCCUUGCAAUGAAAAUAUAAUUUGUUUUUCUUGACUUCUGACUGUCUUGUCUUCAGAAAGGGUGGUGACACAUUGCUGUAGUCCUGGCUCUUGGGAUGUUGAGGCAGGAGAACCUAGAUUUUGAAGCCGACCUGGGCUACAUGUUGAAUUCACAGCCAGCAUAGACACUACAGUGAGAAUUUUGUCUCCAAUAAAACUGUUGUCUUGUUAAGUAUGAAGCUAGUUUCUAUGGCUACUGGAUGUAAUCCAUAAAUGAUUAUGAUUUGUGUCCUAGGAUAUCACCUAAAAUUUGAUUUUUCUUCUCUCAGCCAUCUAUUUGUAGCAGUGAUAGAUAUUAAGGAAUCCUUUCAAUACGAUAUCAGAGAUUGAGAAAAAUGUCAUCAAUUUCCUCAGAGAGUGGUUUAUUUUUGGUUGAAGUCAAUCCCUGCCCAUCCAUGUUUCCUACUCAGAACCUAAGAAUGGGCCCCCAUUCUCCUGUCCACUGACUCCAGACAAGUCAGAAGAGCCCUGUCCAGGGGUGCAGCUUCUCUACUUCCUCUUUCCGAGCCCACUGGUCCCUGAGUGACAGUGGUCCUCAGUGUGAAGCUAACAUUCCUGAGCUUCUUUUUACUUGUGCUUAUAGCCUUGUGAUAUUUUACAACUAAAGGACCACGCUUAUGGCAUAAAUUAGAGCUACCUUUUCUCUUGUUUUUGUGUAAGGAAGGAAAUUGGACUCAUUUCCUUGUCUAGUGCUCAGGAUGGAACUCAGGGCCUUACACAUGCCAGAAUGAGCUCCAUCCCUAGCCCUUGUACCUUACUCCUUAUUUUUAUUGUUAUAUGAGAUGGCACAUCUGCCCAGGCUAAACUUGAAGUUUCCGUGCUACUGCUUUAGCCUCUGGCUGGGAUUAUAGGCCUGUGCCACCAACCCCAAUAGCUUAUCAUUUGUAAGUGUUGAAGGGCUGAAUACAAUGUUGGUCUUCCCUGUCACAUGUUCUGAAGUCACAUUCAGUGGCUCCAGACCACCACAUAGGAGAGGCCCUCCUUGAGGAUACAAGCUGGUAGAGACAAGUUAACCCUUCCCUCAGCUGGUGCCCUCACAGACAGAUCUUCACUGUCUUUGUGUGGUUUUUAGUGAGGAGAAACUGUACUGUUACAGUCCCUAUCCUCUGGUUUGGUUUUGUUGUUUUGUUUUUUACCACUUGUCUUUUGAACCUUGGUUAUUAAAAAUUGAGCACCAGCUGGAUACCAACAAUAACACCAACAGAAUCAGCUCACUGUCAAAUUGCCCUGGCAAUCAGAGACAUCUCCAGCAGUCAGUGGUACCAGGACAUAGCACCACCAUGUCGCACAGGGGUGCAGUAUACCCUUGGUGUGUUCUCUGGUUGUCACUGGUCAGCUGGAAGGUGAAGGAAAUCAUUGGCAUUGGGAUGCGCUGUGCACCCUAGAGCAAUAGUAGCACCUGCACUUGCAGAGAUGUGGGACCUGAGGGAAUUCCACACAGGAGGCUCCCAAGGGCACCCACAUGUGAGCACAGGUGAGUGCAGACAAGUGCAUGGUGCUGGUGCCACAACUGGUGUGGGCAAGGAAUCAGGGGAUUACGGAGAUCAGCAGCCCCCACUGCACCACUUGUGCUGACCGAGAUUAGUCUUCACCUCUUUAUGUGGAUAUGCGGGGGGGCCUUGCUUGGAGUUCCUGGGUGCACUGCAGCGGGUAAGAGUCUGCACGGGGGACAUGUGGUAACUGGGCUUGAGGGACUUUAGGAUGACCGGCUCCAGGUGCUUACAGCCACCAUCCUGACAGAAACUCCAGGUUUUGUCUUCCUACAUGGUUGUGCAUAGGACUAGCAGCGCUAGCUAGCUAUUGCAGAUUUUCAAUGCUUUCUAUGCUAAGAAUAUUCUGCACUUUGAUUCAUCUUUUCUUUCUUGUCUUCAUUCAGAAAAUGUGCCUUGGUUCCUCUUUUGCAUGGACAUUAUUCUAAUCACACUGAAAAAAUUGAAGAUGCAACAGGGAUAUAGUGAGCUUACAUCUAGCAGGGACAGGCCCAUGAAUGAGAAGCUCACACAGCAAGUGAUUCAUGCCAUGGAGAAAAACAAGACAGAGAUGGAGUGUGAGGGAUGAUGCAGGUGAAGGAAAUGAGAACAUUGGUAGCCACGACAUCCAGGUAGCCAAAACAGGUCCUGAGGCCCCACCUACAAACAGCAUAGUGUUCCUGUGCCCGAGUGAAGGAAAAAGAACUUUGUGAGGGAUGAUCUGGAGUUGUGGUGGUGAGGAGUGAGACGUGAGAUGGUGUGUGCAUGUGUGAGGCAUGUAGGUGUAGUUGUACACGUGCAUACAUUAGGUUGAGGGCUGAGGAGAAGCCUGACAUGGAGAAUUCUGGAGGCCACCAGCAUCCAGCUCGGCUUUAGUGUCACAUGGCCUAACGUGCCCUUACAAUCCAAUGGUGACAAUGCAGUGUUGAUAGUUGUGUUAUUCUACUUUAUGUGGAACUCAUUUUAUAAGUUACACACCUACAGAAUCAUGCCAUGGUACAGGUUGAUUACACAAGUAUUUAUUUGUCAGGUAUAUCUGCCAAUCAUUGUGAGGGCUGACCCCUAAAUCCUCUUGCCUCACCUUCUACUGCGGGAUUAUAGGUAUGCACCACACCACCCAGCUCCAGCUAUCUCACCUCACAUGACACUGUACAUGGGAGAUUGUACACCUGACCUUAUGUUCUUUUUUCUUUCCUCACAUUGACCUGGAACCUCUUAAUGUGGGACCUGAGCUGUUGGCUGAGAUCUUUCUAUUCAUUUGAUAUUUUUCCUUAGGCACUAGGUUAAGACAUUGAGAUAUCUCAGAAGGGUCUAGUUAAGGAACACAAGAAGUCUGCUUCUUAGUCACAGUCCAGGAAAUACUGUGUUUGAACCCAAAAAUUUCUGUGUUUUGGCAAAAAUACAUCUUAAAGUCAAGGUGUCACCUGGCUCUGCAAUACCUGAUUUUCCCUCUGACUCUUGUGAGGAUCUUGCUAGAGUCUGAGAAGCCUGGUCAGAGCGCUGCAUGGUGCUCCAUGGCCUUGUGGGUCCCACUCCUUGUGCAGCUGUGGCCCCUUUGAGGUCUCCUGUUGCCUGAAGGGGCAAGUGGUGUACCAAGCUGCUGUCCACAAAUACACACUGGUUCUGUCAGUUGCCCCACACCCUUUUCAGCACCUGUUAACGGUUUUGUUUUUUCUUGUCUCGGGAAAAGUUGGCAACAGCUUACUUGGAAUUCGUGCACCUUUACUAAACGCAGU